ACUACGUGCCCUCCUGACCUUAGGCAUCAUUUAUCACUGUAGCUUCAUUCAAGUCAUAAUACGAAGGUCAUAAUGUGAAAUCGUGAAUUCGUGGUUAUCUUUAACAACGCCAGACGUACUUCGAUUUAAUUUAUUUUCUAUUGAAACUAUAAAAAGCUUAUAAUUCUUGCUAUAUUAUUUUCUGCAUUAGAGUAAGGAAAGCAGAGGCGGGGCAAACCUGUAAAACUUAUACACUCCUCCAACGCGCCUGCGCCAAAUUAAGACCCGUGCGUCGCAGAAAAGAAAAGAAAGUAGGAUAUUUAUACUGUCUUCUUUUGUGAGUUUUCUACUUUUUUUUUUACACAGUUCAAGUCAAUAUACUCAAUAUUCCGAUUACGCAAAGGCCAUUUUUUUUGUCGCGCGCAAAAUCUAUGUACUUUUGAAAGAAAUUUCGGGAACCAGAACGGGCGCGUCCAAAAUGUACAACGGCACUAUUUCUCAAUUAAGGAUGGAACCCACGGUCCCGGUGGUCAUGUUCAUAUUCGGGGUGAUGAGCAACCUGAUCGCCAUCGUCGUGCUGUGUAAAUCCAGAAAAGAGCAGAAGGAGACGAUAUUUUACACGCUGGUGUGCGGCCUCGCGGUCACGGAUCUUUUGGGCACGGUGCUCGCGAGUCCUGUCACUAUUGUCACGUACGUGAAGGGCUCGUGGCCGGCUGGAGAGCCUCUGUGCCAGUAUUUCGGAUUCGUCCUGCUCUUCUUCUCUUUGGCCGGCCUCAGCAUCAUCUGUGCCAUGUCUGUGGAGAGGUACGUGGCCAUAAACCACGCAUACUUCUACAACGACUAUGUUAACCAGAGGCUGGCGGGCGCCACGCUUCUCGCCAUUUACGUCUCCAACGGUGUUUUCUGCGCCCUUCCGAGCGUGGGUUUCGGCCGGGUCACCAUGCAGUAUCCGGAGACAUGGUGCUUCCUAGAUUGGAGGACCGAGAAGAAUGUACAUGCUGCCUUCUCGUACAUGUACGCCGGUGUCAGCUUCGCCCUCAUCCUGGCCACGGUCGUCUGCAAUGUGGCGGUGUGUGGCGCACUGAUGCGGAUGCACCGCAGGUUUGUACGGAGGAUGUCGCUGAGCAGCGAUCAGGGGAGAGCCACGGAGGUCGGCAGGAAGCGCAGCUGUAGGCGCCUUGCAGGAGCCGAGAUCCACAUGGUCGUGCUGCUCAUCGCCACAUCUGCCGUGGUGCUCGUUUGCUCCAUUCCUCUCGUCGUGCAGGUGUUCAUCAACCAAAUAUAUAAGACUCCAGUGGAGAAACGGUUGGACAAAAACCCAGAUCUUUUGGCUAUACGGUUUGCUUCAACCAACCCUAUUCUAGAUCCAUGGAUCUACAUACUACUCCGGAAAACAGUCCUAAUCAAACUCACAAAAAACAUCAAUUAUCUGUUCUGCAAGAUCAUUGCUCGUGGGCAGCAGACACAGGCCAGUUUCCACUGGCUGGAGCGUCAGCGAGUGUCCUCCAUUAUCUCCAAAGACUCGCUAUCACUUGUAUCUCGGAAUAUGCGGGAGGUCAGAAGCACCUCGCAGACUUUUCUUUAUCUCUCUGCAAUCACUGAGCCCUACAAAGACACAUGCAGUUCAAGUCGCAUUGGGUCCUCUCCAUAUUCCUCCAAACACCUUGGCACAGAGUUCUCCAACAGGAACAGUUCAGAGAGUGAGGCAGAACCAUGCCCUAUUAACCACACAAGUCAUCCUUCAUGCUUAAAAGAACCGGAUCCUCAAAUGACAUUAAAUUUGUGAAUUUCAAGGAAAAAAGUAUUUAGUGCUAAAAGUCAGGUGCGGUGACAUCUGUAAGCCUAUUGGCAUUUAUAAGUAUUUUUGUUAUUUUCAUUUGUACCAUUUUAAUGGCAGCUGUAACAUGAAUUUUUAACAAAGGAUAUUUAGAACCAGUCAUGUUCUAUACUACAAAUAAAACACUGAAAUGCUCUAAAAAUCCCAUAACUAGCUACAUACAAUAGUGAUACACUUAUUUUUCCAGCAGGGUUCAAACUGGUCACAGCAUGAUCAUGAAAUAAACUGUGCACAGACGAACCUAACAAAAAUGUUUGCUAGUUUUUGAGCAUUCCACUUCCCAAAGAAAUGUUAUAUUCUUGCAUAAAUAAAUGUGAGCUGCAGUGUGACUAAUUUAAGCCCCAGUAAGCAUGUUGAUGAGCUCAAAACAUCCAUCAAAAGAGUGUGUCAAUGUCAUGAGAAUGAGAGGCUCAUAUUAAUAGAAUAUGUGUAAAUAAAAUUUAUGAUUGU
Messenger RNA from Ictalurus furcatus (blue catfish), 2266 nucleotides. RefSeq names its product prostaglandin E receptor 4 (subtype EP4) a (gene ptger4a). The coding region runs from base 458 to 1765 and encodes 435 amino acids. The transcript has 2 exons. Gene Ontology annotation, cellular component: plasma membrane. NCBI's taxonomy places the organism in Eukaryota, Metazoa, Chordata, Actinopteri, Siluriformes, Ictaluridae. Gene Ontology annotation, molecular function: prostaglandin E receptor activity. The record is from RefSeq and is a predicted model, not a curated record. Gene Ontology annotation, biological process: positive regulation of cytosolic calcium ion concentration; adenylate cyclase-activating G protein-coupled receptor signaling pathway; inflammatory response.